Messenger RNA from Acyrthosiphon pisum (pea aphid), 740 nucleotides. RefSeq names its product Outer dynein arm dynein axonemal light chain 1 (gene ODA-Dnal1). Gene Ontology annotation, biological process: outer dynein arm assembly. The record is from RefSeq and is a predicted model, not a curated record. Lineage: Eukaryota; Metazoa; Arthropoda; Insecta; Hemiptera; Aphididae. Gene Ontology annotation, molecular function: alpha-tubulin binding; dynein heavy chain binding. Gene Ontology annotation, cellular component: cytoplasm. The transcript is spliced from 5 exons. The coding region runs from base 81 to 638 and encodes 185 amino acids.
CAUAAUAUAAUAUCUUAUUACAUGACGUUUUAUCAAUUCUCACAUAUGAUUAAAAAUCAAAGAUUAUUUUUUGAAUAAAAAUGGGAGAUUUAAAAGCAACUACAAUAAAAGAUGCAUUAAAAAGUUGGGAAGAUGAAAAUAAGGAAUCAGCAAGUGAAGCUACAAAUAUUUGUUUACAAUUUCAAUGGCCACCAAUUGAAAAAAUGGAUAAUAAUUUAUCUGUUAUAACUAAAUGCGAGAAAUUAUCAUUAAGUACAAAUAUGAUUGAAAAAAUAAACGGUUUAGCUGCUUUAAGGCACUUAAAAAUUUUAUCAUUGGGACGAAACUAUAUUAAGGCUUUUACUGGACUUGAACCGUUGGCCGAUACUUUAGAAGAAUUAUGGAUAUCUUAUAACUUUAUUGAAAAAAUGAAAGGUGUUCUAGGCAUGCGUAAACUUAAAGUUUUACACAUGUCCAAUAAUAAUGUUAAAGAAUGGGCAGAAGUAAAUAAGCUUGCAGAAAUGGAAAGUCUAAAAGACUUUUUAUUUGUCGGAAAUCCACUUUACGACUGUUUGGAUGAAUCUGUAUGGCGUAGUGAUUGUAUUAGAAAGCUUCCUAAACUAGUAAUAUUGGACGGAGUACCAAUCAUAAGGGAUUAAAAACAUCUCAGUUGAAAACAAUUAAGUCUAAAUUUACUAGGAACCAUUUAAUUUUUGAACAAAUCGUCUAGAUGGAUCAUAUUAUUUCAAAAUGCCAUACAC